Molecule: messenger RNA, 2517 nt
Organism: Sitodiplosis mosellana (orange wheat blossom midge)
Lineage: Eukaryota; Metazoa; Arthropoda; Insecta; Diptera; Cecidomyiidae
Gene: Phax
Product: phosphorylated adapter RNA export protein
Exons: 5
Coding region: 249-1589 (446 amino acids)
Biological process (GO): snRNA export from nucleus
Cellular component (GO): nucleus
Source: RefSeq, a predicted model, not a curated record
UUGACAUAUAUAGUAUAUAUAAUCCAUUGCCAUUCUGUGUGUGUUACAACUUUUUUUUUCAUAGUUUCUACUUUGAUCAAAACUGAACGACGGCGAUUAAAACACUUUGCACAGCACUUAAUACGCACGGGAAAUUUGAAGGAAAAUUGGGCGAUUUUUUCUCGUUUUUGUUGAAAUCAACAGAAAUUAGCCAAAGUGUUCUGUGGACGUUUAAUUGGCCAGUUGAAUGUGUGUGCACGGUGUACAUAAUGGAGCAUGAACCAAUAAAGUAUAACGACGAUGAAUUCGAAGAUGGAGAGCUUUCCGACAGCAACGACAGUUAUACUCCAUUGCAGAGGCCAAACACAUCGACAUCGACACGAGAAACUGCGUCAUCACUACCAUCAUCCUUAGGCACCAGUGGAAUCACCAAAAUGGAAGAUGCAUCCGAAUUGGAAGAGUCUCUGGCCGAAUCGGACAGCGAUUCGGGCAGUGAUUGCGACUUUUCCAGUGCUAGAAAUCGAACAAACAAGAAAAAGGUUCUAAAAAUUAAACCAUUGCAGGGCAUUCAAAUUCCUGGUGCACAAACGUCACGUUUUCAUCAUAACAAAUACAACAUUUGGUCGAGCAGUCUACAGGAGGAGGUGAUGGAAAACCUAAAGGGAUGCGGUGUCGAUCAGGACAGUGGACGGUAUGAUCGAAACUGUGAAUCGUAUGAUUAUUCGUUGAAGUAUCGUUUGAACGGUGAAAACAGUUUAAAACGUCGCCAAUCGUACAGCGAUGACUCGGAUAAAGGUUUCAAUUGCUCCACAUCGAAUGCAUUUGAAUCGAAGAACAAACGCUUUCGAGCAAAUAGCCUUAGCGUAAAAGACCGAAAAAAUGUGCGCUUACGUUUGGGCAAUCGUAGCGAUGAUAGCAGCGGUAACGAGGGCAGCGGUGCCAUGAAUAUGGCCCGAAAUAUUCUCGACUUGUCGGUCGAUGCAUCGGCAACCAAUGAUGAAAUCGCUAAAGAUAUUGCCAAUAAAUUGUACGAGGAGAAGGAUACAUUGAUGAUUCGAGUUGUAAAUAUACUUGGUCGUGAUUUGUCAAUCAAACUGUUCAAAGAAACGCAGAAGAUCGAAAGUGACGGCGGUAUGUUGAUUGUGAAUGGGAUGCGACGUCGAACACCUGGCGGUGUAUUUUUGUUUCUGUUGAAAAAUUGCGAUGAUAUCAGCAAAAAGCAGAAAAAGGACAUUUUCCUGGAAGAGACACGGAAAACCAUUAAAAAUCGCAAAAUAUCACAGGCACUGCAACGUGAUCUGGAGGUGGAGGAGUUGAAAAAAUCGUUGAAAAACGAAAAUGAGCUGCCAGUAUUGGGGUCACGUAGUGAUCUGUUGGCAUCAUCCACAUCACAUUUAUGUUUGGAUACACAUGUUAACCUCUCGAAUCCACCCCCAUCUCCGGUCACCGAUUGCAAUCGCGAAAAUAGCUCAGACUUCGAUUCACACUCAAUUCAACACAUGGUGAAUGUGACAAGUCCGGAAAAAGAUUUUCAAAGAGCAACGAAUGCAGCUGUAUCCUACGAAGACGAUAUACUGAGCAUGAACUGUGAUGAGAUGGAUUUGUUUUGAAACAAAUUGGGAAUCAAUGUAAAAAAAAUGAUUACUGUAAAAUGUAUAUAAUAAUUAUUAUACAUAUAAAAAAGCGUAACAAAGUUUUAUAACAGAAAAAAAAAACGAAAUUGCACAUUCACAUUCAAAAAUGAAAAGGAAAAAAAACCAUACUUGAACCACAUGUGGAAUGCGCAACAUUUUGCAGAAGUGCCUGGGUCGGCGCUAUUUAAUGGAAUUGUGUGAUUUUUAUUUUGCCGAAUUUUCUUUUCUUCAUUUUUUUCAUUCUGUUGAAAAUGCUGAAGAAAAUUGUAAACAUUUCAUGUGACAACAAAAACGUGGAUUCAAUUCAAAUGUUCCCGGAUGCAGUAAAUGCGCAAUUUUGCACAUGCACGACAAUUUCAGCAAAAUUAAGAGCAUCAAUUUUUUUUUGAAAAAAGAAAAUUUCAAAACAAACAAAAAAGUUUCAUAUAUUAUUGAAGUAUGGUUUGGUUUAGCCGGCUAUAGAAACAGAUAAGCGGAUCAAAACUAAGGGAAAAAAUAAUUUUUUUUAGAUUUAUCGCAUAUAGAAAUUUUUGUUUUGUUUUGUUUUUCUUUUCUAUUAUCGAUUUUAAGUGAGAGCGCCGUGCGGUUUUAAUGAAACCUGUAAUUUGCUGACCUUUUUCUUGUCAAGAAGAGGAGCGGAAAUAUUACAUGAAAACUAUGAGCAUUGUGUUUAGCAUACUACAAAAACCAAUUUUAAAACUGCAAUCAUAUUAGAAAAAUUGUUUUUUUUUCUCUUUUGUUCUAUCUCUUUCUUCAGUUUCAUUUUGUUCUCUUUGAAUAUUCGAUGUCAUGUUAUGCUGUAUUUUUUACAAAUUAAAAUUAUUCAUUUAAAUUCGAAGAGAAAAGAAUAUGAGCAACAGUUCAGAAAAUAAAAGAAAUAAAUAAUGAAAAAAACAAAAAAAAA